UGUUUGGAUGUACUUUAUUGCAAUGUACUGUAUUGUGAAAACAACCCUCGAGGAAAGCAUCCACGCGUGUAGACAAAGUCCUCGAAUCAUCGGAAAACAUGGUUUUGUUUCGUGGGUCGUGUAUCCUCAAAUCUGAAACGCCCAUGGUCCAUCUUUGAUUGACAGAAAUAAUCGGCCAAUCCCUGACGACAUGACGUAUGGCUCUCGACCUAUGGUUAUUCUAAAGAGGGCGGGACCAUAAUUGCUAAGCGCACCGGAUCCUGUUAUGUGUACGCGCCUACUGGUAUCUAGUCCUGAAGAACGGUGACCACUCUGAAUAAAAUAACUUACUGUGGGCUAAAAUCGAACAUGCUUUCACCAUGUGAAGCAUGCUAAUUAAUUUCCGUGUUUUCUCGCAUUUUUCAAGUUGAAGUAGAGAAGUCAAUGGUGCUGCUAUUGUGGUUUAUAUGCUCCGUGUUUGUUGGAUCACCACAUUUAGAAGACUGAAGGAUGGCAGGAAGUUCCAAGCCUGCACAAGAUAAAGAACGCCUGAGGGACUCAAUGACACGUUUCCACAGCUACCUCCAUGGUGGGACAUCAAGCUUGUUGUCCACGCUUAUUGUCUUCCCGGUUUACAAGACUGUUUUCCGCCAACAAAUCCACAACAUCCAGGUUCACCGGGCCGUAAAACAGCUCCACAAAGAAGGCCUUGUGAAGCUCUACAGGGGGGUGACCCCACCAUUAGUGAUGAGGACACUUAGUGGCACACUGCUCUUUGGACUGCAGGACACCUUCCUCCGCCUGCUCUCCUUGCCCUCCCUCAGCAUCAUCCCCUCCUCUCUGCAUCCUGGUGUAGCGGGCCUCGGUGUGGGAAUGGUGGAGGCACUGGUAUUUACACCGUUUGAGCGUGUUCAAAAUGUGUUGCAGAGUGGCCACAAUGACCGCCAGCUCCCAACUUUAAAGAGUGUUCUUGUUAAGCUAAAGGCGCAAAAGCUGUCCUCUGGCUACUACCGGGCCUUCCUGCCCGUCACGGCUCGCAAUGCCCUAGGCAGCUCCCUUUACUUUGGUUUGAAGGGGCCCUUGAGUGCUGCUGUAGCUGGACAGGGGCUUUCUCCAUUGGUGUCUUCUUUCAUUUCUGGGACUGUGGCUUCCAUGGCAAUCAGCCUCAGCCUGUACCCGCUGUCUGUGCUCGUGGCCAACAUGCAGGUGGAAGUGCAGACAGAGGUGAAAGGGGUGAUGGCCUGCUGGAGGAUGCUGUGGAACUCAAGGCAGAGGAGUGUCCUGUUACUGUAUCGAGGUGGUGCUCUGGUUAUUCUGAGAUCGUGUAUCACCUGGGGAAUCACCACAGCCAUCUAUGACAGGCAGCAAAAAAGCUCAGGCUGAGCAGAUGUUACUAUAAAUAUAACAGAAAUUCAAUAUAUCCCACUCCACAGUUUCUGGAUUUAUCCAAACUUCAAUAAUUGACUAAAGUCAAAGAGGUAAAUUGUCAUUUCAAUCACCCUGUGACAGAAAAUCCAAUAAAUUUGACAUUCAAACAAGGGUAUAGCUAAUAUACAUAGAACAGAGUUCACCAACUCCAGUCCUCUAAGGCAGUGAUUCCCAAACAGUGUGCUGUGGCACAUUAGUGUGCCAUGAGAGCUCUAACAAUGUGCCGUGGUAACUUCAAAUUUAUUGGUGAGAAAAUUAUUUAUGAAUAACAAAUAAUGUAUCUUUGUCCCUCUAUCGAUGCCAGAAUUUAUAGUGUCAGAAAGAACAGAUCAAUUAUCUUCUAUUAGAUGGCAAUAAGUAGGAAAAUGACAUAUGUAUCCUCUUUUUGGGACAAUUUUGUUUGGUAGUGUGCCGUGCAUUUUUUUUUUUUUUUUUUUUUUUACUUUAAAAAAAUGCGCUUUGGUUCAAUCACGGUUGGGAAUGACUGCUCUACGGCCCCUAUCCUGCAUGUGUUAUAUGUCUCCCUUCUCCAUCACUUCAUUUAAAUGAUCAGGAUUGUUAUAAGGCUUCUGCAGAGCUUGCUGAUGAUCUGAUCAUUUGAAUCAGG
Messenger RNA from Hippocampus comes (tiger tail seahorse), 2014 nucleotides. Its product is annotated as solute carrier family 25 member 53. Bases 490 to 1362 code for a protein of 290 amino acids. Lineage: Eukaryota; Metazoa; Chordata; Actinopteri; Syngnathiformes; Syngnathidae. The transcript is spliced from 2 exons. Gene Ontology annotation, molecular function: NAD transmembrane transporter activity. The record is from RefSeq and is a predicted model, not a curated record. Gene Ontology annotation, cellular component: mitochondrion.